GUCACCAGCUUAUACCAGUGCAGAAAGCAAAAGCCAUUAAUAAAGAGAACAAAAUCAUAUACUAAAGAAACCAAAAUAGAGAAUAUAUAAAAGCAAAAAGAGAUUAUAAGAGCAACACUUCAUCUAUAUUCCUUAUUUCUUCAACACUCUCCCAUUGUUACACUACAAAAUUCAACCAUAUAGAUUUCUAUACAAUCAAAUCCUUUAAUUAACAAUACAAUGCUAUUACUAUUUACUCAAAUCCUUCUCUCAUUACUCAUAGUCACAACAAAAUCUCAAUCAACCUUAUGCAGAACUUCCUGUGGCAACAUUCCAAUCAAAUAUCCAUUCAGCAUUGAUGAUGGUUGUGGAAGUCCAUACUACAGACACAUUCUCGCAUGUUCCGACUCCGAAACAAAACUCGAACUCCGAACACCUUCCGGCCGAUACGAAGUCCGUAACAUAUCCUACGAUAAUCCUCACAUUGUUGUCACUGAUUCAUUCAUGUGGAAAUGCGAGGACGGCGAGAAUUUCCGACCGACGCGACCCUUUAGUUUAGACACUAGCACAAAGCUGAAACUCUCUAAGCAAAAUGAGUACAUGUUUUUCAACUGUAGUGAAGAGCAUGUGAUUAUUCAACCAAAGCCUGUGUUUUGUGAACAUUUCCCUGAACACUGUGACUCAUCAUGUGACAGUGCUAGUUAUCUGUGUAGACAUUUACCAGGGUGUUCUUUUUCUCUUACAAGUAGUUCUUGUUGUUCUUAUUAUCCAAAAGCAAGUGAAUCUUUGAGAUUGAUGCUUAAGUAUUGUACUAGCUAUGCUAGUGUUUAUUGGAGAGAUGUUGGUAUUCCUCAGCCUUAUGAUCAAGUGCCUGAAUAUGGGAUUAGAGUUGAUUUUGAUAUACCGGUUACUACUCGGUGUCUUAUGUGUCAGGAUGAAUUGAAAGGUGGUGGAACUUGUGGAUUUGAUACUGUGACUCAGAGUUUUGUGUGUUUGUGUAAAGAUGGAAACUCUACUACUCAUUGUAAAGAUCAUGAAAUUGCGCAGCAUAAUAGGAAGGUUCAUGUAAUAGCAGGGACAGUUACUGGAUUAUCUGCUGCAGGAGCAGUUGGAAUUGGAGCUGGAAUUUGGUACUUGAAAAAAUUGAGAAAAACAGCACCAGUCACAUGUGGAGUUCAAAGUAAUGAAAAUAGACUAUUCUAAAAAAAAGUCAAAUGAUGUGUAGCACCGACAUAGAUACAAAAUACACACACUAACAUUGACACGUCGAUACAAUACUAAUAUGUAUCUGUGUCGUGUCAGUGUCGGACACCGAACAUGAUUUGUUCAAAUAUGCCGUUUCAGAAGAACCAUACAAAGUUACAAAUAUUUCUAUCUUUUUGUUACUUCCCCCUUAGCUAUUUUAUUUUAUUUAUUUACUAAUGUAAGUGAAGGUGUUAGAAGAUUAGUAUACAAGAAUAUAAACUCUUUGAAUUAUGUACUCAAUCCUUGUUCAAUAUAAGAAUUGAUCUCAAACAAUCCUCUGUGAUUUUUCUUACCAUACAAGUUUAGACUUAAGAAUCAAAAUCAUAAUAGAAAAGUAGAAAGUAAAAACAAGAAAAUGUUUGCUG
Molecule: messenger RNA, 1589 nt
Organism: Vicia villosa (hairy vetch)
Lineage: Eukaryota; Viridiplantae; Streptophyta; Magnoliopsida; Fabales; Fabaceae
Product: LEAF RUST 10 DISEASE-RESISTANCE LOCUS RECEPTOR-LIKE PROTEIN KINASE-like 2.7
Exons: 3
Coding region: 220-1182 (320 amino acids)
Molecular function (GO): polysaccharide binding
Source: RefSeq, a predicted model, not a curated record